Cucumis melo (muskmelon) is the source of this 441-nucleotide messenger RNA. Its product is annotated as thioredoxin M4, chloroplastic. Lineage: Eukaryota; Viridiplantae; Streptophyta; Magnoliopsida; Cucurbitales; Cucurbitaceae. Gene Ontology annotation, molecular function: oxidoreductase activity, acting on a sulfur group of donors, disulfide as acceptor. The transcript has 2 exons. Gene Ontology annotation, cellular component: cytoplasm. The coding region runs from base 1 to 441 and encodes 146 amino acids. The record is from RefSeq and is a predicted model, not a curated record.
AUGGCGACGGUUCUCGAUUCCCUCACUCUUCCUUGUUCAUCCGCCUUUGCUUCCACCGCUUUCUCUGCCCGUCGCACCCCCGUUUCUCGUCCGCAGUGCAGAGGCUUGAAGAUCGCACACAGCUUCACUUCUCACUCUCUACGAUCUGCCAGAUCCAAUGCUAGAUUUCCUCACCGUUCUGCAACUAUUGUUUGUGAAGCUCAGGAAACUGCUGCCAUUGUACCUGCUGCUUUAGAAGCUACCUGGCAGUCACAAGUUAUAGAAUCUAAAUUGCCCGUCGUAGUUGAAUUUUGGGCUUCAUGGUGCGGUCCUUGCCGUAUGAUUCAUCCGAUCAUUGAUGAUUUAUCAAAAGAGUAUGAAGGAAAGUUUAAAUUUUACAAGGUGGAUACUGAUAACAACUCUUCGAUUGCAUCCCGAUAUGGUAUCAGAAGGAGGCAAUAA